AAAACCCUAGGGGCCUGAGAAGAAGCAUACGUUCCUAUCUCACUCUCGCUCUAGCGCUCUCUUGCUGAAGGCUGAAGCGCACCCACUGUAUCUGCGCAUCUAUCCCGCUGGCUCUCUCCAGUAAAGGCGUUUAUAAGUAUACAUAUAAACGCAUCUGUACGUAGCUGCUAUCAGCCACCAGCCAUGGCGGACGUCAUGUCAAUGGAAGAUAUACACGCCACCGCUGCUCGCCUCAACGUCGACCUCUCCUCCCUCGAUCUUGGUCCCAUUCGCCUACCCCCAGCUGAGGACUUCGGCAUCGUCAGUGAUGAUGAGGAUUUGAAAAAGGAGGAGUCAUUGGAGUUCGAGGAGGGCUUUGGAAACAUAAUUGUGGUGGACAAUUUGCCAGUGGUGCCCAAAGAGAAAUUCGAGAAAUUGGAAGGUGUGGUUCGGAAAAUCUACAGUCAAAUUGGGGUCAUUAAGGAGGAUGGACUGUGGAUGCCUGUCGACCCCGAAACUCAGAAAACCUUAGGAUAUUGUUUCAUUGAAUAUAACACUCCUCAGGAAGCUGAAUUAGCUAAGGAGAAGACCAAUGGAUACAAGUUAGACAGAUCCCACAUAUUUGCUGUUAACAUGUUUGAUGACAUUGAGAAGUUUAUGAAAGUCCCAGAGGAGUGGGCACCACCAGAAACCAAGCCUUACACUCCAGGGGAGAAUCUGCAAAAAUGGCUUACUGAUGAGAAAGCCAGAGAUCAGUUUGUGAUUCGUGCUGGCACGGACACUGAGGUCUUGUGGAAUGAUGCAAGACAGUCAAAGCCUGAGCUUGUUUACAAAAGAUCUUACUGGACGGAGAGUUUUGUGCAGUGGUCGCCAUUGGGGACCUACUUGGCCACAGUACAUAGACAGGGUGCUGCAGUUUGGGGUGGUGCAACCACUUUUAACCGCCUGAUGCGAUAUGCUCAUCCGCAGGUAAAACUGAUCGAUUUUUCCCCUGGUGAGAGAUUUUUGGUGACUUACAGCAGCCAUGAGCCAAGCAAUCCUCGUGAUACCCAUAGGGUAGUGAUAAACAUUUUCGAUGUGAGAACUGGAAAAGUUAUGAGAGACUUCAAAGGGAGUGCAGAUGAAUUUGCCACUGGAGGAACUGGAGGUGUUAGUGGUGUUUCUUGGCCUGUUUUCAGAUGGGGUGGUGGAAAAGAUGACAAAUACUUUGCCAGAAUAGGGAAAAAUGUCAUCUCUGUUUAUGAAACUGAAACCUUUACUCUUAUCGACAAGAAGUCUAUAAAGGUUGAAAAUGUUGUCGACUUCAGUUGGUCACCUACUGAUCCCAUUCUUGCACUCUUCGUUCCUGAACUGGGUGGAGGAAACCAGCCUGCAAGGGUGAGCCUUGUGCAAAUCCCGAGCAAAGAAGAGUUGAGGCAAAAGAACCUCUUUAGUGUUAGUGAUUGUAAAAUGUACUGGCAAAGUAAUGGGGAUUAUCUUGCUGUUAAAGUCGAUCGCUACACAAAAACCAAGAAGAGCACAUAUACUGGCUUUGAGCUUUUCAGGAUCAAGGAACGGGACAUUCCCAUUGAGGUUCUGGAGCUUGAAAAUAAGAAUGACAAGAUUAUUGCAUUUGCUUGGGAGCCAAAAGGCCACAGGUUUGCAGUUAUCCAUGGUGAUAACCCAAGGCCUGAUGUGAGUUUCUACUCGAUGCGCAGUGGUACCAACAUUGGCCGGGUUUCAAAGCUCACUACUCUCAAGGGCAAGCAAGCAAAUGCUCUUUACUGGUCACCAGCUGGGCGCUUUAUUAUAUUGGCUGGGUUAAAAGGUUUUAAUGGACAGUUGGAGUUCUACAAUGUUGAUGAGCUUGAGACCAUGGCACAAGCUGAGCAUUUCAUGGCAACAGAUGUUGAGUGGGAUCCUACAGGAAGGUAUGUUGUGACAGCAGUUACAUCGGUUCAUGAGAUGGAAAAUGGGUUCAAUGUAUGGUCCUUUAACGGCAAACUUCUAUACAGAAUACCCAGGGAUCACUUUUUUCAAUUCUUGUGGCGCCCAAGGCCCCCAUCUUUCUUGAGUCCUGAGAAGGAAGAAGAGAUUGCUAAGAACUUGAAGAAAUACAGCAAGAAGUAUGAAGCAGAGGAUCAAGAUGUUUCUUUGCUGCUAAGCGAGCAGGAUCGUGAGAAGAGAAGGAUGUUGAAGGAAGAGUGGGAUAGGUGGGUCAGUGAAUGGAAGCGAUUGCAUGAAGAAGAGAAAUUGGAGAGGCAGAAGCUGCGUGAUGGGGAAGCUAGUGAUGACGAAGAGGAAUAUGAAGCCAAAGAAGUCGAAAUUGAAGAGUUAUUGGAUGUAUCAGAAGAAGUUAUUUCCUUUGACUAAGUUGAAGACAAUUUCUUGCUUCAAACCACUUACGAUAGUUAAGGGCGUGCGCAUCUGGCCAGUGUCAGGAACUUCCUCUGUGGCUUAGACCAGUUUUUUAAAUGUGUUGUUUGGUGUCACCAAGAUUAAACAUUGUACUUUUUUUUCACCACAGAAUUUUGUUUUCGGCUUUUUGCAAGUUACGUAGUAUUGAAAUUUGUUUUA
Molecule: messenger RNA, 2535 nt
Organism: Sesamum indicum (sesame)
Lineage: Eukaryota; Viridiplantae; Streptophyta; Magnoliopsida; Lamiales; Pedaliaceae
Product: eukaryotic translation initiation factor 3 subunit B
Biological process (GO): translational initiation
Cellular component (GO): eukaryotic translation initiation factor 3 complex
Molecular function (GO): RNA binding; translation initiation factor binding; translation initiation factor activity
Source: RefSeq, a predicted model, not a curated record